Molecule: messenger RNA, 3619 nt
Organism: Megalops cyprinoides (Indo-Pacific tarpon)
Lineage: Eukaryota; Metazoa; Chordata; Actinopteri; Elopiformes; Megalopidae
Gene: mon1ba
Product: MON1 secretory trafficking family member Ba
Exons: 6
Coding region: 236-2098 (620 amino acids)
Biological process (GO): protein targeting to vacuole; vesicle-mediated transport
Source: RefSeq, a predicted model, not a curated record
GAUUCCGGAUGUGCCUCCCUGCUGUUCGAAAGGGUUUUAUUUUUCUUUUCAUUGCAGUGACACAAAUGCCUCCUCAGGUCAGCCAUCUGUAUGCAUUUGUGUUUUAAAUUAAAAUGAUCAGGCAUUUCUAAGUGUUGAAAUUAGCUAUCUCAUACUUUAUUUUCCUGGUUAUUUAUCCAGUCAACUAGGUAGCUACCCGUCUGUCUAUCUUGCUGCAAGCAUCUAGGAUGUUGAGAUGGAGAAGGAGCAUCAAGAGAUUGAGCAGCCAAAGGCGAUGAAGUGCUGUGACCUGCCGUCACACUGCGACGCUAACCAGACAGGAUCCGUUGAGGUUCCCAUCACCAUUUCUCAAGAUAACCCUGAUGCGGACGAGCAGGACUGUGGUAUAGAAGAUCCAUUUCCCUGCAAAGGAGACGAUGCUGCCAUUACCUCCACAAAUGGACCCUCGGAGCCUCAAGGGGGAGAAGGAGAGGGGGCGCCGGCGUCGGCUCUCAGCGACGGGACGGCGGGGGAAGUGGAUGAGCUGAGCAAACCGGAAGGCGGCGGCGCUGCCGACGAAGACGAUCCCCCCGAGAACAUCUCGGACUCGGCCUCAACUGACAACACCCUGGAGGACUCGAACGAGUUCAUGGUGACUGUGCUGGCCAGGGGAGGCCUGGAGGACCAGGCCGACGGGACGCCCUCGGCGCUGUCGGAGGCGGGCGGCCCGGCGCAGGGCCCCGCCCCCUCCCACCGGGACGAGGACGUGACGGCGGAGAGCUGGCGCCGGCACCGGAAGCACGUCUUCGUGCUGAGCGAGGCCGGCAAGCCCAUCUACUCCCGCUACGGCAAUGAGGAGGCGCUGUCCUCCACCAUGGGCGUCAUGAUGGCCCUGGUGUCCUUCGUUCAGAGUGGGGACAACACCAUCCGCUCCAUCUACUCAGAUGAGCACACCGUGGUGUUUGUGCAGCAGGGCCCCCUGGUGCUGGUGUCGGUGUCCUGUAGCCGGCAGUCAGAGCAGCAGCUGCGCAGCGAGCUGCUCUACGUCUACCGCCAGAUCGUCAGCAUGCUCACCCAGGCCAGCAUCACCCGCAUCUUCGAGCGCAAGAAGAACUACGACCUGCGGCGGCUGCUGGCGGGCUCUGAGAAGAUCCUGGACGGCCUGCUCAACCUGGUGGACUCGGACCCCAGCUUCCUGCUCUCGGCCGUCCAUUGCCUGCCCCUGGCCUCCUCCCUCAGAGACUCCCUCAGCCAGAUCCUGCAGAAGGCCAUCACGCCCAACCUGGUCUUCUCAAUCCUCAUCGCCAAGAACCAGCUGCUCACCAUCGUCCAGGAGAAGACGGUGAUCGAGGACGCCCGGCUGGAGCCAGCCGACCUGCACCUCCUCCUCAACCUCAUCGGCGCCUCCUCCGCCUUCCAGGCCGGCGAGAUCUGGACCCCCAUCUGCCUGCCGCUCUUCAACCCGGACUGUUACUUCUAUGCCUACAUCUCCUACCUGGACCCGCCGGAGUGCACAGUCUGUUUGCUCCUGCUCUCCACGGACAAGGAGGCCUUCUACGCAGUGGCAGAGUGCAAGCGCAAGAUCGACGAGGGCAUGCGGACUCAGAACGCCCUGCGCUCCAUCGCCAGGGCCCAGUCGUACAGCGCCAGCCAGGUGGGCGUCUCCGACCUGAGGCACUUCAUGUACAAGCCCUUCGACGUGCCGGACAACCACCGACAGCUCACCCAGUUCACCAGCCCGGAGAUGGAGGCCCCGUACAGCAGCGAGGAGGAGAGGAUGAGGCUGCUGGACCUCUACCGCUACCUGCACAGCCGCAUCCACAGCUCCUCGCGGCCCCUCAAACUCAUCUACCACGUGGCUGAGAGGGAGACGCUGCUGGCCUGGGUCACCAGUAAAUUUGAGCUGUACACGUGCUUCAGCCCCCUUGUGACGAAGGCCUCCGCCAUUAAUGCUAUAACCAAGUUGUUACGGUGGAUUAAGAAGGAGGAGGACCGCCUCUUCAUCCGGAAUCCUCCGAAGUACUCCACCACCCCCAACCCCAGCAAGAGCUCCCGGGGGAGCAAGGGCGGCUCUGACAGACAGGACACCACCGAUAACGGCUUCCUGUCCCUCCUAUAGCACCUCUGCUUUCUGACCCCCCCCCCCCUCAACACACACUCACCAGCCACUGUCACAGGCCAAAACCCUGCAGUGUUGGGUUUGAUUUCAUUAGCCGACGAGUAGUCUUUUUCACCACAUGAUGUUUAAAGUAUUGACACAAGGUACCUCCCUUUCAUCAGUGGGAAUUCGCGUCACACGCUUCCAUCUGUUGGGGAAAUCAUGGCAUGGGCUGGGGCUGUACAUGUGCUACCUGCUGGGUGGAAGGAAGAUUCCAUUGAGUGUGUAAGGUAGAAUUGUCGAGGAAUGGCUUCUGACUUCUGGAAAUGUUGAAUAUGACAAGUGUUCAGGUUUGUUUUGAUAUGAUUUUAUUAAAUUGCACUACCGUUCACGUGUGGUUUCACUUUCAGCAACCUGGUGAAUCCAUGGAAUACCAUAGAAUUCUUAUAAAUGCUUUAAGAAUCUUGCUAAGAAUAUUAUGUACCAUAUCAAUGUCAGAAAAGGAACAUUUUUAUGGGAACACCCAUGUCUUAUUUUUGAUUGCGAAGAUACGCUAAAUAUGUUUUUCUAGACAUAUCUACACUAGAAACCAUUGCUCAUGACUUGCAACCACGUGUUGAUGUAGGAUCUCUAAUUUGGUGUUUCUUUUCGUAAGCAGAGAUUUGUAUAAAUUUACAGUUCACAUUUUCAGUGUUCUGAGAAAAUGUGUGGUGUACAUAUGUGGUGCUUAUUUUUUUUUAAUUGGUGAUAGUAGGGAAGUCAUUACCAAACCCACAUUUUGAUUGUCACGUCUCGACUAAACUGGAAUUCAAAUUUUCUAAUACUAAAAUGUCAGUCUACUUCAUGUAUCAAAUCUUGUCUUAAAUUUCCUCCUUCUGCAGUGCAGAAAAUUUCAGUCUUCAAUUUGUAAUACUGUUGGGGGGUAUGUUUAUACCUACAGUUGAAAUACCUAUGUGUGUGUGAUACAUUGGUCUCAUUCUCAUCUCGGAGUAAGCUGCUUUCAAAACCACCCUGACAGUGAAUCAGACCUCAGCAUCCUGCCUCGCGUAACUUAAAAAGAAACACUUUUAUGUUGUAGGAAACAAUGUGUGUUUUUGGUUUUGUUUUUUGCUCAUGGAGUUCUGUGGGGUGUUAUGUUGAGUAUGCAUCAUUCUUGCUGCAACCAAGAGGAAAUGUCAUGUUAAAUUAAUAAUGGAUUGACAGUUGCACCUGUGAAUUGGGUAAAACUUGUGUUGAACAAAUUCAGUUUGAGAAAAUUCAUGUUACAAGAGCCGUGUGCUGGUUUUAAGGAGUAGCUGUACUCUUUCAGUGCUUUGCCAUGCGUUUGCAGGCCAUUCCCUGAGUAGAUGCUGUACGUUUUUUAGGUGAUUUUCCCAAAUUAUUCUGGCUUCUUUUCAACCUCUCUGAAUAACCUGAGACCCAAAUGUCACUUUUCACUUGUGUUCAGACUAGGACAAUCCAGGGAGUAGCCUGCUUGAAACUUUUUAAGACUUCAUGGUGAAUGUGUGGAGAAUGACUACUGAAAUAAAUCUCCCGUGUUCC